ACAAAGCGGUCCAAGUUUUAAAGGGCAGAGUUGUAAAAACUCCCAGGCUGUGGGAGUUAGCGAAUAACGUCUCAAGAUCCAUUUAUUCCCCCACUGAAGCCGAGGAAGACCUACCUGGAGCGUUACUACUGAGAGAUAACAUAUUUAUUAUUUUGUAUUGAUCUUUUGUAUAGGCUUAAGUUGCAAUUUGGUGGAGAUUCCUCUUGGUGCAAGGAGCAGCCGUAAAUUUCCAUGUUCCUGAGUCUAAUCCUGCUCCAGGGAAGAAGGAUAUUCUCUUUGGCAUUGAGCACUUCAUCACAGUUUUUCAUUCCGUCGAUCACUGCUGCCUAGGAGGUUUUUGCAGCGCUCUGGAAAAUUAAAAGCAACUCUGUGACGGAAAAGAAACCGGCCAAGCAGCUACUAUGCAGCUUGAAAUUCAAGUAGCACUCAACUUUAUUAUUUCCUAUUUAUACAAUAAACUUCCUCGACGACGUGUGAAUAUCUUUGGCGAGGAGCUGGAGAGGCAGCUGAAAAAGAAGUACGAAGGCCACUGGUAUCCAGACAAGCCAUACAAAGGCUCAGGGUUCAGGUGCAUCCAUGUAGGGGAGAAGGUGGACCCUGUGGUGGAGCAGGCAGCCAAAGAGAGCGGGCUGGACAUCGACGAUGUCCGAAAUAACCUCCCUCAGGACCUUAGCGUGUGGAUCGACCCGUUUGAGGUUUCCUACCAGAUCGGUGAGAAGGGACCGGUCAAGGUGCUAUAUGUGGACGAUAACAGCGAGAACGGGUCAGAGCUGGACAAGGAGAUCAAGAACAGCUUUAACCCUGAGGCCCAGGUCUUCAUGCCCAUCAGUGACUCUGUAGGGGCGUCCUCAGAGUCCAGCUCCCCGUCUCCUCCCUUUGGUCAGUCGGCUGCUGUAAGCCCCUCCUUCAUGCCUCGUUCCACCCAACCCCUGACCUUCACUACCGCCACUUUUGCCGCCACCAAAUUUGGUUCCACCAAGAUGAAGAGCAGCGGCCGUGGAGGCAGCAGUGGGGGCAGCAGCGGCAAGUUGGCACGCACUUCACCAACCAACAACCUGGGCCUGAAUGUCAACACCCUGCUGAAGCAGAAAGCCAUGUCCACCUCCAUGCACUCACUGUACGGGCUGAGCCUGGGCCAGCAGCAGCAGAAAGCUUCUGCCCUUUCUCCCAAUGCCAAGGAGUUCGUGUUCCCCAGCCUGCAGGGCCAGGCCAGCCCCGGGGCCGUCUUCCCCGGGGAGGGUUCCCUGGGCAGUCUCGGCCCCCUGCCGUACAGCAAUGCCUUUGACAUGUUCGCAGCCUACGGAAGCCUCAACGACAAGUCCCUGAUGGACGGCCUCAACUUCAGUCUGAGCAACAUGCAGUAUUCUAACCAGCAAUUCCAGCCGGUCAUGGCUAACUGAACUCAUCAUCUUCAUCGUCUUCAACUUCAUCAUCAUCCACAAGGUUCUUAUUUAUGAGUGACGGUGGCUCAAAGAGAAGGAAACAAAAUACCAACACACACUUUAGUGAACUGGACUCUGGAGGACCUAGGGUCUAGUCAGUCAGGCAAGCGCAUGUGCCCAAGGGCAUUUUCUUUCAUUCUUUCUUUUUUAUGGCGGCCCCUUGAGUUUGGUUUCUACUGAAGAAAAACCUUGUUGUACAAACACAUCCAAGUCUGAAAACACGCACUGUUGUUUUUCUUUUCCCUUUUUGCCAACCAAGCACAAAUUUUUUUACUAUGUUGAGAAAAAAAAAUACUGCUAAAAAGUAAGAAAAAAAAACCAAAACAAAACAAAAAAAAACAAAAAAAAACACAAGUUUCAAGUUUGGGCCUCUUACAGUAUUUUACAGGUGGUAAGACAAGGCUGAUUUUUAUGGAUUGGCACUACUACGUGGGGUUACUUGGUCUUUUUCUAAUUGUAUAAUUUAAUUUAGUACAGAGUUUGUAAGAUAUCAGAGUAUAUAUUGUUUCUAUGACAUGGUGUUGCAUUUAUAUCUUUUUACUACUCCAGUGAUCUGUGAUGGCUGCAGCAGCUUUUCCUUAUUUUUGUUUUCUUUUUUUAAAGAUAAUUGUUAAAGAAAUCCAUCUCUAAAAAAAUACGUCACCUAUUCUAAAGAUUGUGUACAGAGUAUUCCUGAGUGGUGGAAUUCAAAUGUAGGAAUAUUUUGCUUUUUUCCUGAAAGAUGAAUUGUAUUUUCUGUUGAAGAGGUGAAAAAAGAUUUUUGCUAUACUAUGGACAAAAAUGUAAUCGUAUGAAUAUUAAUUUUGUACCUACAUUGUGCAAUACUUGAUAAAAAAAAUACGGUAUAACAAAGUAUUUUGAGUCAGUGUCUUACAUGUCAAGAGGGACUGAAAUAGUUUAUAUUGUUAAGUUUGUAUUAAAUGCUUAAAAAUGAUAUGCUUGUCUUUAUUUUUUUUAAUUUCAUAUUUGCACCCUGGUCUUUUUAAUAAAAUAAACAACAGUUGAACAUGA
Messenger RNA from Cynoglossus semilaevis (tongue sole), 2453 nucleotides. Its product is annotated as protein Tob1-like. Gene Ontology annotation, cellular component: nucleus; cytoplasm. Gene Ontology annotation, biological process: regulation of gene expression. The transcript has 2 exons. Bases 402 to 1400 code for a protein of 332 amino acids. NCBI's taxonomy places the organism in Eukaryota, Metazoa, Chordata, Actinopteri, Pleuronectiformes, Cynoglossidae. The record is from RefSeq and is a predicted model, not a curated record. Gene Ontology annotation, molecular function: transcription corepressor activity.